CCUCCGACUAUAUAUAACGGUGCUCUCCCUAGUCCUCGGUUCCUCUUGCUAAAACCCUAACCCUAAAAUCCCUACACUCUCCAAAACCCUAAACCCAUGACCCUCCUCGACUCGAUCACUGCCGCCGCCGCCACCGCCGCCGGAGAUGGCGCCGGUGAGGCCCUCUCCGCCGCCUUCGACUUCCCUAUCGUCCUCAACCCCGACGACAUCAUCCCCCACCUCCCGCCCCUCCCCCAAACUCCCAGUGGCGACGCCUCCCUCGUCAAGCGCGUCUCCGGGUGGCGCAUCUCCCCCUCCGACGCCGACCUCGCGGACCUCUCCGCCCGCCUCGCCAAAACCCUAGUCCGCAAGCUCGGGAACCCCAGAUCCCUCGACCGCGCCGACUUCCUCCGCCUCCUCGGCUCGUUCCUCGCCCGCUGCGCCGAAAGGAUCGGCCUUUCGAUCCAAUCCGAGCCCUCGGCAACUUCAGAUGAGGCUUUCGUGCGUUUGGGUGUCGGAAAGUUAGGGUUUUUGAUCGGGCGGGAGCUCGCAAGGCUCAUCGCCGAAUCCUGCAUCGUUCUCGAUCUGUGGGGGGUGUUGGAAACUCUAAUUUCAAAUGGUAUCUUGGGGCGUGUCAAUUCGGUUAAUUUGGUCGAGAAACUCGUUGAGAAGAAGCAAUCGGAGCUUCUCGCUCUCUAUGUUAAGCACGUUUCGGACCUUCGAUCGUCGGAACUUGUUGCAUUAUUGAAGUAUUACCUAUCCCCCUCUGAGGAUUCUUACGAAAGUAUGAUUGGGAUGAGGAAGAAAUUGGAAAAGGAGGCUUUUUUAGCCAUCCAGAAGGCGACUACUCAAACGGGUUUGCCUAAAAAGGUAUCGAAUUUGGCUAGAGACGCUUCAGUUGUUCUAAUGAUGGCCCAUGACGGGUUCUCCGCUCCAGAAAUUUGCUUACAUUAUGUGCUCGGAUCGUCUAAUGUCGAUGGGCUUGUGAUGUCCUCAGCGAUCUCACAGCUCGAUGGCUCGGAAGUUUUAACUUUGAUUAGGUAUUGUAUGAAGUGGUUGGAGAAGUACAAGAAGUUUCCGGAAGCAGGGCCGUGCCCUUCGGCGGGGGCUGUGUUGGGAUUGAGCGUAUGCGAGAGUAUUCCUUCGCUCGAGAGUGUCGUGAGGGUUUUAGGGCUGGUUUUGGAUGUGCAUUUCUCGUAUUUGGUGUUGAAUUCAGCAUUCCAUGAUGAGGUGAGAGCUCUGGAGGAAAAAGUUAGCUCUUUGGCGUUGGAAGCUGAUUUGUGUUGUUCGUUGGAUGAGGUUGUCAAGCACUUGCAAGCUGAAGCAAGUAGGGAAAGAGGUUUGUGACUUGAGUUGUACCAGAGCUUGUUCUACAUCGGUAAUGAUUAUUUCUUUGAAUGAAAUAGUUUUCUUUUUACUUGUUCUCAUAUCGUAUAUUAUUUCUAGUAUAUUUGCAUUAUUUCGGCGAAUCCCACCUCUACAUUAGCAA
Molecule: messenger RNA, 1468 nt
Organism: Ananas comosus (pineapple)
Lineage: Eukaryota; Viridiplantae; Streptophyta; Magnoliopsida; Poales; Bromeliaceae
Exons: 1
Coding region: 97-1326 (409 amino acids)
Source: RefSeq, a predicted model, not a curated record